Messenger RNA from Centruroides sculpturatus (bark scorpion), 3004 nucleotides. RefSeq lists its product as uncharacterized. The transcript has 2 exons. NCBI's taxonomy places the organism in Eukaryota, Metazoa, Arthropoda, Arachnida, Scorpiones, Buthidae. The record is from RefSeq and is a predicted model, not a curated record. The coding region runs from base 1159 to 2673 and encodes 504 amino acids.
AUUCCAAAUUUUUAGUUUAAUUAUCUAGUUAAUAGCACUUAUACACCUUAGUUUAGCUUUUUGGUUAAAGUUUAUAUAUGUAUAUAUAAAACAAAACGAAAACCAAAACUGGAAUACUUUGAAAUGAAUUACAUAAGAAACUUUUCUCUUUCCAGAAAAAUAUGUAUAAAGAAACAAACGUUUUUGGUCUGAUUAAUAGGCCUACAUCAUGUUCACUUACAUUUUCCUAAGUGAACCUGAUGUAAUGCAUUUUUUUUUUGCUCCUUUUCAGUUCAAUUUCUUAAGUAGUUCCUAUUUAACAUUGCAUUCAACAUAGUAUUUUAUAACAUUCAAAUUCUUUUCAUACAUUAUGGUUUGUAGUAACAUUAUUUUUGUUUUUUUCUUUAUUUUCAUUUAAUUUCAUAUUAUUAAUAAUAUGAAAUAAUAAUAUGAAAUUAAUAAUUAAUAUUAUUAAUAAUAAUUUUUUCAUAUACAGCAUUUAAGCAAGUGAGUUUAAAAGAGGUUACAUAAACCUCUAUGAAAGAGUAGCUCUUGUUGAGAUUGGUCUUAAAAAAAUACUACUAAAGUUUCAUUAAAUAUACAAGUAAAAGGAAGGGAAUGGAUGGAAAAAGAAAAAAAUAGUAACAAUGUUUAUAACAUGUGUAAAUUGUAAAUGGCAUUUUGAUCACUGUUUAAGUAAAAUGAUUGAAUUGAAUUUCAUUUACAAACAACAAAAUAUUGCUUUUGGUUUCAUAAGCUAAGAUUAGCAAAAAUAGUUUGGUAAAAUAUUAGUUCACACCAAUGUAAUCACUAGAGCUAGGACAUCUAGGCACUAAAAGUCAUGUAAAUAGUUAUAAAAUUAUGUAACUUAUAUGCAUAAUAUGAAUGAUAAGUUAUAACUUAUAUGAUUUUUAGUGUGUAGAUCUUCUAGCUGUAGUAAUCACUUAAAUCAGAUGCAAGUACAAUUUGUGAAUUAAUGUACCAUUUUGAAUAUAAAAACUAAUUACAGUAGACCCCCCUAUAGAGAGAUUUCAUGUCGACAUCACAAGUGACGUCAUGAGCAUGCGCAAUUGUCCAGCGCCAUGUUUGUGACUCUUUGUGACUUGUUUACGUUUUGUGUGUGUCCACGUGCGCUUUAACUGGAGUUCUUGUAUUGUUUUUUUCGUCGCGAAUAUCACUAUGGUUAUUUGUUGUGUAAUUGGGUGUAAUGCUAGUUCACUCAAGAACAAAGGAACCUCAUUUUUUAAAAUUCCCGGCAUUAUUUCUCAUCAAGGAUCCCAAACUGAAGAGCUUUCACGACGAAGACAAUCUGCAUGGCUCUCGAGAAUUAACCGGAAAAAUUUCAAUACGGAUAAAGUGAAUAUCAAUACAAGAGUUUGUCAGAAACAUUUCAUUAAAGGAAAACCUUCCUCAUUGUAUGAUGAGUCAUCACCAGACUGGGUGCCAACAUUAUACAUGGGGUAUGAGAGUGACCACAACUUAACUGCAAAUCAGGAGCGUUAUGAAAGAGCACGUAAUCGCAAGAUACAACGAGUGGCCUUAGAAGCUGAAACUCCUAAGGCAGCUGAAGCUUGCACCCAACCUCCUACUGUUAAAGAUGCAGAGAUCUCAACAACUGCAGAAAUGCAAGAAGCAGAGCCUUUAAAAUCUAAUGCAUGGGUACAAACUACAUCUUUAGUUGAAACUGUCACUUGUCAGACUGAAUUUAAAGCUAAAGAUAUAGAAAGCUUGCAAUUUGAGUGUGCAAACUUGAAAACUGAAGUAUUAUUAUUAAAAAAAACAUAUGUUCUUAAUGAAGAGUUUUUUGAAGGUGAUGACAACAAGGUUCAUUUUUUUAGUGGACUGAGCAAUUUUAAAUUGCUAUCAUUGAUACUGAACCUUUGUCGUAAACAGAUUGAUCAUCCAAAUUCCAGAAAAUUAACUCCUUUUCAAGAGAUGAUAGUAUGUUUGAUGAGACUUCGCUUAAAUUUAAGUCUGGAAGAUUUGGCUUACAGAUUUAAUAUUUCAAAAGCAACAAUAUGCCGAAUCUUUGACAAGUGGCUGCACAUUUUAUACAUCAGGUUAAGCAGAUUGAUUGUUUGGCCUGAGAGAGAUGUGCUGCAAAAAACUAUGCCCAAAGAAUUUAAAAAAACUAUUGGCAAUAAGAUUGCAGUAAUAAUAGACUGUUUUGAGCUUUUUAUUGAACGGCCUUCGUCAUUAGAUGCUCGCUAUUUGACAUGGUCCCAGUAUAAGCACCAUAACACAGUAAAGUUUUUAAUAGGUGUUACUCCUCAAGGAUCUGUGUCUUUUAUAUCAGAACCUUGGGGAGGAAGGGUUAGUGACAAACACCUAACCGAACAUUCUGGAUUGCUUAAAUAUUUACUGCCUGGAGAUUUAGUGCUAGCAGACAGAGGUUUUAACAUUACAGAUAGUAUUGGAAUUACUGGAGCACAGCUAGCAGUUCCUGCAUUUACCAGAGGUAAACAACAACUCUCUGCAUUGGAAGUAGCAGAAAGCAGAAAGAUGUCUCAUUUGAGAAUCCAUGUGGAGCGAGUAAUCGGUCGCAUUAAAAAUAAUUUUAAAAUUCUAGAGUCAACAUUGCCAAUUGAGCAUGUGACACUAAAGGGACAUGACAGUGUCACAUCAAUAGAAAAGAUUGUACAUGUUAGUUGUGCUUUAAUAAAUUUAUGUAAUAGUGUUGUGCCAUUUGAAUAAAAUCAAGUUUACACUGUGUAAUGUUUUAAUAAAUCUUUAUUUACAAUUUCAGUCUAUUGUUUUGAAUACCAACGUGCUGUCAGUUCUGGUAAUAUACAUAAUUUGAAAAAAUUUCUUGCUUUUUCAAUGAUGCUAUUCCACAAUGUAAAGUCUCUAUAAAUCCGCUCAAUGUGCAAACUUUUUUCUGUCCAAACUACAAAGUCACAAUAUUCAACAUUACAUACAAAUAUUUGUGUUUGCAUUUGGUAGUAGUAAUUGCUGCGUUUGUUAAUUGUAUAAAUACCAUUCUCAUUAACUAAAUAAUUGGGCGUAUUUUCAUCAAUAUUUUGUU